This is a messenger RNA of Jatropha curcas, 1266 nucleotides long. It is a transcript of the gene UPP, whose product is annotated as uracil phosphoribosyltransferase. The record is from RefSeq and is a predicted model, not a curated record. NCBI's taxonomy places the organism in Eukaryota, Viridiplantae, Streptophyta, Magnoliopsida, Malpighiales, Euphorbiaceae. Gene Ontology annotation, molecular function: uracil phosphoribosyltransferase activity. Gene Ontology annotation, biological process: uracil salvage.
GAAAACGGACAGAUGUCCGAUUGACUCGAAACAAACAAAACGCAGUUUUAUCCGGUAUCGAAACUCUCUGAACUCAGAGUUCAAUCCCAGAUCGAAAUUCCCGGAUGUAUGGCGUCCCACAUUAAUUCCAUUUUCCGUUGCCCGCCUUCUAAGCCACGUUUAGCGUACAACUGUCACCUACAAAACCCUAAAUCUCCUCUUACACUUAGUUACUUUACUUGUAGUUCUUCUUAUGCCGUCCUCAGUCCUCGUAAGAUAUCCUGUUCCGGUCCCUCGCGGUGCAGGUUAUUAACUGUGAAGUCUCAUAUGGCUACGGAGGAGAAGCCAAUAUCUGGGGAUAGAAUGCUGGUAUUUGUGCCUCCACAUCCUUUGAUCAGGCACUGGAUUUCAGUUCUGAGAAAUGAGCAAACUCCUUGUCCUAUUUUCAAAAAUGCUCUGGCUGAGUUAGGGAGGCUACUUAUAUAUGAAGCUUCAAGGGAUUGGUUGCCUACAGUCACUGGGGAGAUUCAGUCACCAAUGGGUGUUGCCUCAGUUGAAUUUAUUGAUCCAAGGGAGCCUGUUGCGGUUGUUCCCAUCUUGAGAGCUGGUCUUGCUCUUGCAGAACAUGCAUCAUCAAUCUUGCCUGCAACAAAAACCUACCAUAUAGGGUUAAGCAGAGAUGAGGAGACACUUCAACCAACAAUAUAUUUGAACAGGUUACCUGAAAAAUUUCCACCAGACUCUCGAGUAUUUGUGGUAGAUCCUAUGCUCGCAACAGGUGGCACAAUAGUGGCAGCCCUUAACCUAGUUAAGGAACGUGGGGUUGAGAACAGGCAAAUCAAAGUGAUAUCUGCUGUGGCUGCUCCUCCAGCCCUUCAAAAGCUCAGCGAGAAGUUUCCUGGGCUUCAUGUUUACACUGGAAUCAUUGAUCCUACCGUCAAUGACAAAGGGUUUAUAGUUCCUGGACUUGGAGAUGCAGGAGAUCGUAGCUUUGGCACCUAACCUAAUAUGGGGAAUCGGUUAUUGAUGUAUGCCUCUAACAUAAGAUCCGUCAAGUCGUUUUUCUCAAUUUUGAUAUAUUGAGUUUGUCAUCAAUUUGUAGGGUCCGCGGAUUUCUUUACAGUAUUUAGAUUGUUUUGUUCAUAGAAAACGACCUGAAAUGGACAAUUUACACGAUUAUUCUCUCGAAAAUAACUAUUCCUUUGCUUUAUAAUUCUCAACCUUGAACCAUUUGAAGCAUGUAAUUGGCUGCAACUUGAUAAACUAAAUACUAUUUCUAUUUCAAAA